AUGAAAAAACUUAAAAGGCUUCGCGCUGAUCUUCGGGUCUGGAAUAAGGAUGUUUUUGGUCAUGUUGAUCGAGCUUUGGCGGAUUGGCAACAUCAUCUGUUAGACGUGCAAACUAGAAUCUCGGAGUUGGGUUACAAUGACGAGUUAUUUGAGGAAGAAGUUCAGAUUCAAGCGGAAAUCAACGUUGCUCUUUCCAGGAAAAGUAAACUCCUUCAGCAGAAAAGUAGAGCUUCUUGGCUCGUGGAUGGAGACAGAAAUACGACGUUUUUUCAUAGACUUGCUAAGUUUAGAAAACGGAAUGCCUCGAUCUCUAGACUGAAUAUUAACGGAGACGAUGAGUACAGCCAGAAUAUUAUUGAGCAGCAUAUCGUUAAUCAUUUUUCGACCCUUUUCUCUGAUAAUGGCAGCCCGGCAGCAGAUCAGAUUGAGAUUGACGCCUUGAUUCAACCGAGAGUCUCUGAGGCUCAAAAUAGGCUUCUUACUACGAUUUCGGAUGAGGGGGAAGUUGUUGCGGCGGUCUUUGACAUGGAUGCCAAUAGCGCCCCGGGGCCUGAUGGGUUUUCUGGCAUUCAUUCUUAUCUGCCUAGUGGCUGCAAUGCAAGCACUAUGAUUCUUAUCCCGAAAAAGGAGACUGUUUCUGUGGUGGGGGAUCUUCGGCCAAUUGUUCUUUCAAAUUUUUUCUUCAAAAUCAUCUCAAAGAUUUUGGCUUCCCGUCUUAGCUCUGUUGCUGCUUCGCAUGUCUCGCCUAAUCAAUUUGGCUUCAUAAAAGGCAGAAAUAUCCAUGAUUGUAUUAUGCUCAGUUCGGAGGGAUUUAACUGUAUGGAGCGUACGAACAAUGGCAUCAACAUGGCUUGUAAAGUUGACAUUACGAAAGCCUUUGAUACUAUUCGCUGGGAGUUCAUUUUUCAACUGCAAUAUCAGUCGAUGGAGACUGCAGCUGUAAUUAUGAGGAACCUCGAGAAGCUUUUUGGGAAUCGGACCGAUCAGUCCGUUUUGAACUCAUGA
Salvia miltiorrhiza (redroot sage) is the source of this 1005-nucleotide messenger RNA. RefSeq lists its product as uncharacterized. The transcript is spliced from 3 exons. The record is from RefSeq and is a predicted model, not a curated record. Bases 1 to 1005 code for a protein of 334 amino acids. Lineage: Eukaryota; Viridiplantae; Streptophyta; Magnoliopsida; Lamiales; Lamiaceae.